Hemicordylus capensis (graceful crag lizard) is the source of this 534-nucleotide messenger RNA. Its product is annotated as histone H2A type 2-C-like. Gene Ontology annotation, molecular function: protein heterodimerization activity; DNA binding; structural constituent of chromatin. NCBI's taxonomy places the organism in Eukaryota, Metazoa, Chordata, Lepidosauria, Squamata, Cordylidae. The record is from RefSeq and is a predicted model, not a curated record. Gene Ontology annotation, cellular component: nucleosome. The transcript has a single exon. The coding region runs from base 88 to 477 and encodes 129 amino acids.
GUAACAGAUAAAUAACCCGGAGAAGGCUCUGCAGCUACAGUUCUCGUUUUCGCUCUCUAAGCAAGAUAGUCUCGAGAAGCUCCAAAGAUGUCUGGACGUGGAAAGCAAGGAGGCAAAGCUAGAGCGAAGGCCAAGACUCGUUCAUCCCGUGCUGGGCUGCAGUUCCCGGUGGGUCGUGUGCACCGUCUGCUGAGAAAAGGCAACUAUGCUGAGCGUGUCGGAGCUGGCGCGCCCGUCUAUCUGGCUGCAGUGCUCGAAUACUUGACCGCUGAGAUCCUGGAGCUGGCUGGCAACGCUGCCCGGGACAACAAGAAGACCAGGAUCAUCCCUCGCCACUUGCAGCUGGCCAUCCGCAACGACGAGGAGUUGAACAAGCUGCUGGGCAAAGUCACCAUCGCCCAAGGAGGAGUCCUGCCCAACAUCCAGGCAGUGCUGUUGCCCAAGAAGACCGAGAGCCACAAAGCCAAAGGAAAGUAAACUGGCUCGGCUUUGCUCUCUACAGGAAUAAACCCAAAGGCUCUUUUAAGAGCCACC